CAAAAAGAAGCAUUCAACUUCAACCAAUCUCCUCUCUCUACAACCAUGAACGCAUCCACCUCCGAUUACUCCAGCGGCUGCGAAUCCGGCUGGACCACCUACUUCGAUCAAAUCUCCAAUUCCACAUAUAAUUUCUACACCAAUUACCACGACAAAGGCGGCGCCGGCGCUUACUCCGACGAAGAUCAGUCGAUGGUGUCGGACGCCUCGUCGGCGCCGCCGCACCACUCCGCCUAUUACGCAGAGGCGGAGGAAAAGAAGACGAAGACGAAGAAGAAGAAGAAGAGCAAAGGAGCAGACGCGAAGAAGGAGAAGCAGGCGAUGUGCCUCGACGACACGGCUAGCUCUUCCAUCUUCCAUUUCUCGCAGAGCAAUGUACCUCCUUCUGAUUUUUCCGCCGUGCAUUUUGAGGGCGAAUCGGUAACGAAGAAGCGCCUGAGUUUCUUCAAAUCUUCAACGAAAGGGAAAUCAGGAAGCAGUGAGAAAUAAUGGGUGACAGCAUAUUUUAAUUUUAGAGCAACAAAUGAAAAUGGGGAUGGCAUCUGAAUUUCCAGGAUUGUUGUCUGUGUAUUAAUCUUUUUCUACCUCUGUUUAUUUCUUCAUGUCCAUGCACUAGGUAGAUCAUAGUAAAUGUAAAUAUUAAUCAAAAUAAAAUAUUUUAAGAAAAGAUGAUCAA
This is a messenger RNA of Salvia splendens (bonfire salvia), 676 nucleotides long. Its product is annotated as protein SOB FIVE-LIKE 6. The coding region runs from base 46 to 489 and encodes 147 amino acids. The transcript is spliced from 4 exons. Gene Ontology annotation, biological process: cytokinin biosynthetic process. The record is from RefSeq and is a predicted model, not a curated record. Lineage: Eukaryota; Viridiplantae; Streptophyta; Magnoliopsida; Lamiales; Lamiaceae.